GAGAGCAUUCCUGAUCAGUUGAAAGAGUACAGUGGAUAGCACGAUCACAUCAGAAGCGUCUUCGAUCCAAAAUUCCCAGAAAGACGAGGACUUGCCGUCAAAAAUUUGGCGAAGAAUCCAAACCAGUGAUCGGCCAAACCCAAAACAGAACCCAGUGCCGACCUUCUAGAAAAGUCCACUCAGUUAGCUGCGGGAUGCGGAUUUAGGUAAUAGGAAUUAUCCUUAAUGGAACUAUCUCUUAUGACCCACGUGUUCACUUUCUCACAUGGGUGCCAUUAUCACAUCCACGUGUAACCGCCCUUAUUUAAUCUCAUUCCUUAUCCUACGGUCCCUCCUUCUCCACCUGUACCCUUCCCCGGCUUUUCCUCCGAACGUCUACGUGGCUCUCGCACGAGCCUCCACCGGCUUCUACUAUUAGUCAUUACGUCUCAUACUUUUCUAUCUUCUAGCUCUUUAUUGCAUUACCAAAUCCAAUGCUUUGCCACUUCUUUUUAACCCAAGAAGCCACAAAGGGGGAAUAAUUGUUUUCGAAAUAUAGCAGAGAUGGUGCGACAGAACGGUGCUCGAGGAGAGAGAAGAGAUGGUGGAUACAAGGGAGUGAGGAUGAGGAAAUGGGGGAAAUGGGUAGCGGAGAUUCGUCAACCAAACAGCAGAGGGAGGAUAUGGUUGGGUUCUUAUAAUACUGCUGAGGAAGCUGCUAGAGCCUACGAUGCUGCCCUUUUUUGCCUUCGUGGACCUUCUGCGACUCUCAAUUUCCCAAUGAAUCCGCCGGAUAUUCAUUUAACGACAGACCUUUCUCCGUUGCAGAUUCGGGAGGCCGCGCUUAGGCACUCCAGGAGGGGGGUUUCUGAGAUAACGGCGUCACAGGAUUUGAGUUCUCGGGUUCCGGCAUCUGGGUUGUUUCAGGAGUCGUCAGAACUGCGGGGAGAGGUUUAUUUGCCUUCUACUGAGCAUAGAGUAGAAAGUUUGGACAGGAUUUCGGGUGGUGCAUAUUAUCAAGCAUCUGGUGUGUGGACCGUUUAAUAGUUUUUUUUUUUUUCUCCCUUUUUUUUAAUACAUAUAUUUUAUAUCCCCUCCUCUUCUAUAAUAUACUGACUUUCUAGGGUCCAUCUGCUUAGAUUUCAUUUUGAGUUACACGGUGCCGGAAGGCAAGAAUUUUGUAUGGUUGUGCUUAGAAUAGAUAGCAGAGUUUGUCCAAAGGGAAGUUAUAAAGAAAAUCUUGUGCCUCGCACAGGUUCCACCAACUUUUCCCUCUUCUGAAACAUAAUAUUAACGGAGAUAGAAUUCAGUUUCA
This is a messenger RNA of Hevea brasiliensis (rubber tree), 1294 nucleotides long. Its product is annotated as ethylene-responsive transcription factor ERF018. Lineage: Eukaryota; Viridiplantae; Streptophyta; Magnoliopsida; Malpighiales; Euphorbiaceae. The record is from RefSeq and is a predicted model, not a curated record. The transcript has a single exon. Gene Ontology annotation, molecular function: DNA-binding transcription factor activity; DNA binding. Bases 544 to 1023 code for a protein of 159 amino acids. Gene Ontology annotation, biological process: regulation of DNA-templated transcription.